AAUCGAGAAGUGGCAAAGCCGUGCGAUUUUGUCGAAUCAGGGCUAUCUGUGGUGGUCCCUGAGCUAUCUCCAAUUAAUAAUUACCAAAUACCUACCUGACUGACUACUCAAAGACCCAAAUUUUAUUAACUUUUUCACUUCAAAACAAACUUCACGUCACGCAAUCGCAUCAGGAAACAAAUUCACAAUUCCGACCUAACAAUACAAACCUGUGACACCCGCUCACCAGAAAGACUCUUUUCUUAUCCCAAGUGUUAAAUAACCUGUUUUUUGCUCCUAUUUUUUGUUUACUCACUUGACAGGUGUUAUUUUUAAGGUCCCUUCAAUUACCACAUCGACCAAAAUGGCCAUCAGUGUAAUUACGAUUCUUCGAAUUUUUGCAACAAUAUACCCCGCUAUUAUCCUUGCAGAAGAGCUUCCCACGUUAAGUCGAAAACUUGACCCCGAUUCCCUGAAGCAACUUGACAUGGGACUUCGGAAGGCUUUCGGCUUUACAGACCCCCAGUUUAAAGCGAGAAAAAGAAGGAGCUCGGAAGCUUCUGUGGUGCCCCAGUUCAUGGUGGAUUUGGCCAAUCAGGAAACGACACACCAUAGAGACUUGGAGCCGAACGAUGACUUCACAUUUUACGGAAACAUCAGAAGCUAUCAUCCACUCAAUUAUGACAUCGAAGAAGUUGCAACUUCUCAUCAAAGACAUCUGAAGUACAACUUGGAGACAUUUCCACCGGACGAAGUCCUGCAGAAAGCAGAACUGAAAUUAUUCACAGAAGCAGUGGAUCCCUUUGGAAACGCAUCACACGUCACAGUACAUGUAUACGAAAUUUUAUCCAAUGCCGAUGAAGACAAGGUCAUCAAAUGCGAUGACAGUAAAGAGAAGAAGAAGUUGAUAGAAAGUCGAAAAUUGUUGACCGAAAGUGAAGCUAAGUGGAAUUCCUUCGAUGUUACAGAAUCCAUUAAAAGUUGGAUGGCGACGCCGAGCGAACUGCGUUGCGGGUUUUUGAUCAACAUUGAACCUCUGCACAGCAGCAACGAAAUUCACAGUUUUGAACAUAUAAAACUCAAAAUGAGCAAAUAUAAUCUCGAAUCUGUCCAAGAGUGGAUGCGAUUGUAUGAGCCAGUUUUGGUGUUGAAAUCACGUGACCAGACGCAAAUGAAUGAGCCUUGUCGGCAUAAGUCUAAAGAAGUGGGACCAAGCUCGCGGAUAAGCGACCAGAAACAGUUAAGAAGAAGAAGAAACGUGAUUCAGGGAAGUUUUGAUCAGAGUGAGAAAGCUAGAAAACUGGAAAGCAUCCGGAGCCAACUUUGCAACAGAUAUCUCUUCUACAUCGACUUCUCCCAGAUCCGCUGGGACGAUUGGAUCCUGGCUCCUCCUGGAUUCCAGGCAUACAUCUGCAUCGGAUCCUGUCCUUUCCCCCUGGCACACCACGUGAACUCGACCAACCACGCAAUCGUCCAGACAGUUGUGAACUCCUUCCGACCGCAUGUUGUCGGACCCUCAAGAUGCAUCCCUACAGAGCUCAGCUCAAUAAGUCUGUUGUUUUUGGACCAGAACAACUCCCCAGUCCUGAAGAGCUACAAGGACAUGGUGGUGCAAGCAUGUGGAUGCAGAUAAACCCCCCUUUUCCCCCAUUUUUGAAAAAAAAACAAUCCCAAGAAUUCAAACAGAUUACUGUUGAUCAUGCAAAUUAAGGACUCGAAGUCUAUCUGUUCUGUUGAGUUGACCUGACGGACUCGGAAAAUAUCCGAUUGAUGAUUUGUUGGACUUGAAAAGGCAGCUCAGCUAAGUUGUUGUUUUUGAUAAUGCACAUUAGAAAUUUGUCAAUUUGUCAAUUUUAAUAUUGUAAUUAUUUUUAUAGAGGUUAUUUCACUUGAU
This is a messenger RNA of Symsagittifera roscoffensis, 1873 nucleotides long. Its product is annotated as bone morphogenetic protein 2-like. Lineage: Eukaryota; Metazoa; Xenacoelomorpha; Acoela; Convolutidae. Gene Ontology annotation, molecular function: cytokine activity; growth factor activity. The transcript has 2 exons. The record is from RefSeq and is a predicted model, not a curated record. Gene Ontology annotation, cellular component: extracellular region. The coding region runs from base 344 to 1612 and encodes 422 amino acids.